AUGACAGAAAAAUGCUAUUGCCAAUUUAUGCCAUUCAAUUGUACCUCGUUGUUUUUGGGAAACUUUUAUUCCCAUAAACAUCAUAAUUACAUCAGUAGUUUGUUUUUACCCGAAGUAUCUUCUAUUAAAAUCACUAUGUGUUCUUUUCUUACUGGACCUUGGAACGAUUUAUUGUAUUGCCCAGAAAUAAAUACAAACUUUGAUCCUAAUUUGAAAAAGUUUCAUGAAUGGAAAUCAGAAUUUGAAAAUCUUUUUGUAAAUACCAGAUCUAUGCCAAGUUGUUUGAUUUUUUUUUGUGAUCGAAACAGCAUUCGCGUAGCCAAAUCACUCCUGAAACAUUACAUAGACUGUUUUCCAGAUAAUAGAAUUUUCGUUUGGGGUGGGAUACUAGACUUAUUAACGAUUUGUCUUGUUAAAAAUAAUGAACAUUUCUGCAGAAGAAGAUUGAGUUGUGCAUCCAUUUUUAUAAGCGGUGUUAAUAUGAGAACAUGGAUUUUAACUUUGAACGAGGACUGUACUACCAACGAAGAAAUUACAAAAAAAUUGACAGAUUUCAAAAUGGUUGUUGAAUUGAAACAACACUCGAUAGGUUUCAUUUACACAUCUAAUUUUCGUUUUCAUAAGUUCAAUUGCUUAGAAUCCAUUAUAUUUAAACAAAUAUUUCCAAAACUACCUGUUUUUUAUAUGUGUGGUAUCACAGGAUACGCUGGAGAUUUAAAUGAUAUUUUAGAAACUAUUUCAAAUAUGACGCCAAAAAAUCAUUGGACAAAGGAUAAUUAUUUGGAUACAGUAAUCAUGACAAUAAGUUAUUUGAGAUAUUCAACAUGA
This is a messenger RNA of Polistes canadensis, 828 nucleotides long. RefSeq lists its product as uncharacterized. The record is from RefSeq and is a predicted model, not a curated record. Lineage: Eukaryota; Metazoa; Arthropoda; Insecta; Hymenoptera; Vespidae. The transcript has 5 exons. The coding region runs from base 1 to 828 and encodes 275 amino acids.